AUGUUAGGAGAAGCACACGACCAAACCCUAGAGGCCGCACUGAGCCAACAACUAAUAGCUAUACAAGAGCUCAAUGAUAAGAUUGCUCAGUUGGGAAAAAGGAAUAAGCCACAAGGCCGACGACCACAACAUGAAGAAAGAAGAUUUGGAGAUGCACCAGAGGCUGGCUAUGUUGAGCCCAAACCACCGGAUCCUUCAUGGAACACCCCACAGCAAACUUCUUACACUCAUGAUUACUUAACUCAUUCUUAUCAUAAUUUUAAACCUACUAAUGAUGUUAAGAUAUACUCUUUUUCAGGUAGCACUUGGCCAGAUGAUUAUCUCUCAUGGGAAAUAACCAUGGAUGAAUGGUUUUCAUACCAUUGCGUGCCAAGGAAAGAAAGGCUGAGCCAUGCCAUCAAACAACUCUCCGGAAAAGCAUUUUCAUGGUGGAAAAGAGUAGAUUGUUCACAAGAGAAGAGUUAUGGAGAGACUAUCAAAACGUGGGAAGAUCUUAAAGAUGCCAUGAUCAGGAAGUAUGUAUCCUCACUUCCAACACCAGAUAUUAGAGAAAGGUACCCAAGGAGGUUUUCAAGCCAUGGGUCUAAAGGGGCAAAGAGGGUUGUACCACAACAAGGCCAUAGAAGCUUAAUCCAUCAAGACCAGAUUUGGCCAAACAAGAGGCCCACGGUUUUAUAUGAUCAAUACCAGCCUUAUGAGGUCCCAAAGGCCGUGGAGAAAAAGAACUUUACAAGUCCUGAGGUCCCGAAAGACACGAUCUCCACAUCCUUGUUGAGAUCCAAAGUUGUCCAUGAUUUAAGUCCAAGAGACAAGGAGAUUUUAAACCCAAAGGAAGAAGAGCCAUCAAGCCAAGGAACUAAGGAGCAUGAAUUCAAAGGAGAGGAGCCACCAGGCGCCACACUUGUGAUGGAACAGAAGCUGGUUCAAGACACAAUGCAGUCCAUGUUGCUUAAAGAAGCAAAACCAGUAAUCAAAGUAUCACACCAAGGGGGAACAAAUGAAAGCUAUAUGCGUACUGAAGUUCCAAGGAAAGAACCAGACCAUAAGCACAGCCAUGAACCACCUCAUACGUGGAAGCCUAAAAUUGAACUAAGUGUUGUUAAAAUGCCAAGGCUUAAGGAAUAA
Molecule: messenger RNA, 1125 nt
Organism: Brassica napus (rape)
Lineage: Eukaryota; Viridiplantae; Streptophyta; Magnoliopsida; Brassicales; Brassicaceae
Exons: 5
Coding region: 1-1125 (374 amino acids)
Source: RefSeq, a predicted model, not a curated record